AUUUCAGAUUAUGUUUCCAUUUCUGUUUCUCUUUCAAUUUCUUUUUCUAUUUUUGUUUCUCUUCUUUCUGUUUCUCUUACCGUUUCCGUUUCUAUGUCUGUUGCUGAAUCUCUUUUGGAUUCUAUUCUAUCAUAUGUUUCUUUUUCUUUUUCUGUUUUUGUUUAUGUUUCUGUUUCUAUUCCUCUUUCUGAUUCUGAUUCUGUUUCUGCUUCUGUUUAUGGUAAUGUAUCUGUUUCUGUAUCUGAUUCUUUAUCAGUUUCCCUUUCUGUUUCUGUUUCUGAUUCUGAUUCUGUAUUUGUAUCUGUUUCUGUUUAAGUUUGUGUUUUUAUUCCUUUUCUGUUUCACUCUCAGUUACAAUUUCUGUUUGUAA
Protopolystoma xenopodis is the source of this 370-nucleotide messenger RNA. The record is from the annotation of a GenBank genome assembly. NCBI's taxonomy places the organism in Eukaryota, Metazoa, Platyhelminthes, Monogenea, Polystomatidea, Polystomatidae.